Opisthorchis viverrini is the source of this 387-nucleotide messenger RNA. RefSeq lists its product as hypothetical. The annotation marks the transcript as partial. Lineage: Eukaryota; Metazoa; Platyhelminthes; Trematoda; Opisthorchiida; Opisthorchiidae. The record is from RefSeq and is a predicted model, not a curated record. Gene Ontology annotation, cellular component: Set1C/COMPASS complex. The transcript has 2 exons.
UUUGAGCAUUUUCCUUUUAAACCACACUAAUUCGCAUGAAUUGUAUAUGGAUUCGCAUAAACACCCUUUCAGUUCUGCAGACAUAAUGGAGAGAAGCAAAGUCGAAUCCGAAGUUGUCGAAGCUGAAGUAGUUGGUGGAGACGUAGAAAAAUCACUUCCAGUACAGCUGGCUCCAUCGCUAAUUGACUUCGUCCAACUUAUCAUGUCAACCCGAAAGCCGGAUACUGACCCGGUAGAGCUUCAGGCAUUGCCAACACGACACUAUUUAGAAAAAACUGUUGUGCCCGUCCUGAUCCUUGGUCUACAAAGUCUCGUGAAAGAAAGGCCUCCGAAACCAAUCGAGUACCUGGCCGCAUUCCUAAUCAAGAAUAAACAUCUAGAAUGCUG